Rotaria sordida is the source of this 930-nucleotide messenger RNA. NCBI's taxonomy places the organism in Eukaryota, Metazoa, Rotifera, Eurotatoria, Philodinida, Philodinidae. The record is from the annotation of a GenBank genome assembly.
AUGGCUAAUAAAAAGUCAUCUAGUGAACAUUCAUCACCAUCAACAUUAGAAAUUGUUAUUGAUAAUCAAUUCGAUAGUGAUCCAUUUGAUGAAGAUUCCAAUAGUCAAAUAAGAUAUCGAAAAUCUGCUACGACAGAUGAUGAACAUAUGACACAUCGACAAUGGAAAAAUACUAAAAUAAAAAAUUCAAAAUCUCAUCGAUUGAUUGAAAAACGACGUCGAGAUCGAAUGAAUCGUAGUCUUGAUAUUUUAUUAAAUUUAAUACCUCAUAAAAAACCUGAAAAUCAACGUCGUAUUGAAAAAACUGAAAUUAUUGAAAUGUCAAUUAAAUAUAUUCGUAGUUUAUUAUCAUCAAAUCAAAAAUCAUUUGAACCAUUUAGUUUUGAUAAAAAAUCAAAAUCAAAACUUAAUACAUAUCGUUCGGGAUAUUACAAUGGAAUUUGUGAUAUAUAUGAAUAUAUAGAAAAACAUACAAAUGAUAAACAACUUCUUACUAACAUAUUUCAAUAUAUCGAAGAAAAAGAAAUUGAAUUAAAAAAUUUAACUGUUGUAUGUGAUAAAAAAGAUAAGUUAAAACGUCAAAUAUCUUCACAAACAAAUUGUAAUAAAUCUAAUUCAAAUGAUAAUCCAUUUUCUAUAUCUGAUAUAAAUAAACAAAAUAGUUCAACAAAAGUACCAAUAUUUGUUUUACAUCCAUCUGGUACACAUUAUAUUCCAAUGUAUAUUGAUUCAUCAAUUAUCGUAAAUAUAUUUAAUAAUAAAUCUAAUCCAUUUCAAACAUCAUCCAUAAAUGAACAAGUUCAUUGUCAUCCAAUAUCAAUUCCUGUAAAUUUUAGUCCAACAUCAAUUUUAUCAGAUCAAUCUGAACUUGAUAUUCAAAAUUUAAAUGUUAUUGGUACUAGCCAUCAAACGAAUGAAAAAUCUAGUUGA